UGCAACUUCAACAUUAUCGACCUAUUUUGUAUAUUGUCAAGGUUGCCAUGGUAACGCAUUUGUCAACAAAAGCGCGCGGUUGUUGCCAAGUUUACGAUAACAUUCGAAUAAACAAAGUGUAAAAUGAUUCUGUCUAGAUCAAAACCAGCGACGGAGAGCCGGGCGAGCACCGGGGGCAGUUCUGCCAAGAAAACCUUUCCUGAGCUCGAGGACUUUGUAUUGAAACGAGAUUAUGUUGGUGCCCUAACUAUGCUGGAGUUUCUAAAACACGAAGGCAACACGGACGUGUGGGCGGACGUGUGGAGCGCGUGGUGCUGGUUCCACCUGGGCGAGUACCGGCGCGCGCUGGACGCGUACCAGAGCGUGCGCACCCGGGACAAGCUAGACGCCCGGGUAGCGGACUAUAUCACCAUGGAUAUCGCUGUAUGCUACUUUUAUUUAGGAAUGUACAAAGAGUCACAAGAAGCGGCAGAUGAGGCACCAAAAUGCUCAUUGAAGACACGUCUGUUAUUCCAUUUGGCUCACAAACUCGGUGAAGAGGAGACAUUAAUGCGCGCUCACGCAGCCUUGCGGGAUGUGCCGGAAGACCAGCUCUGCUUAGCAUCAGUACAUUAUCUAAGAGCACAUUACCAGGAGGCUAUCGAUGUGUACAAGAAGCUGCUUUUGGAAAGACGAUACAAGAGAUAUGAGAAAGAUGAUAUGGAUUGGAUAAAGCUAUUAGCAAAUACCGAUAGUACGUUCAUGGCUCUAAAUGUAUACGUGGCUCUGUGUUACUACAAACUCGACUACUAUGACGUGUCUCAGGAGGUUCUAGGAGUAUACCUGGCUCAGCAUCCCACGUCAGCGGUUGCGGGAAACUUGAAGGCUUGUAAUCUUUUUAGACUGUACAAUGGGAAAGCUGCUGAAAAUGAACUGAAACAAAUAUCUUCGGAACAGCAUACAUUUGGACAAGAUCUCGUUAAGCACAAUCUUGUCGUGUUCAGAAACGGUGAAGGAGCUUUAAAGGUACUCCCAGAACUGGUAGAUGUGGUACCUGAAGCCAGGCUUAAUCUGGCUGGCUACAGACUUCGAAACCGAGAGCCUUUGGAAGCGAGGACGCUGCUAGAACCUCUGCAGGCCACCUCGCCACUACACUAUAUUUUAAGGGCCGUGGUUGCUGUACGACUGUACAAUGAAACUGGAGAUGAAGAACAGAUGAAGCUGGCUCAGCAAAGUUUCCACUUAGUGGGCAGUUCAGCGUCAGAAUGUGACACGAUCCCGGGCCGCCAGUGCAUGGCCUCCUCUUACUUCCUGGCAGGUCACUACGAGGAAGUACUCGUGUACCUCAACUCCAUCAAGAGCUUCUUUGUAAAUGAUGAUACGUUCAACUUUAAUUAUGCUCAGGCUAAAGUGGCGACGGGUUUCUACCGCGAGGCGGAGGAGAGUCUGCUGAGUAUCCAGGACGAGAGCAUGCGGAGCUCGUUCACAUUCCUCGCGUGUCUGUGCCGCUGUCACAUCAUGAACAGGGACGCCGCGCUCGCCUGGGAGAUGUGUGUCAAGUCGGCGGGCACUCCUGACAGCUUCGCGUUGUUGCAACUCGUCGCGAACGACAGCUACCGCAUGGGACAGUUUCUAGUCGCCGCUAAAGCCUUCCACAUGCUUGACAGAUUGGACGGAGGCCCAGAGAUGUGGGAAGGGUUACGCGGCGCGGUGUGCGGGUGCGCGCAGGCCGCGGCCGCCAACAAGCCGAACGCGGCGGCCGACCUCAGGGACGCGCUCGCACUGCUCAAGGGGCCGCGCUCGCACACGCGCGCCGACAACAUCGUCAGGACCAUCACCAAGUGGGCGCAGCAGAACAGGAUCCCCGUAUGAUCGGAGAGCAAGGCUUGCUUAGUAGCCUAGAACUUCGUAGAAGUAUGACGAGAUGUAGAAGUAGAAGCCAAAAACUAUCACUCCAAUUAGUAGGGUAAUUAACUAAAAGUAAAAAUAUUUAAUAUGGAAAUAAUAAUUGGAACAAUGAAACUGAAGACAUCAUGAUUUUACAUUUAGUUAAUGACGUGACUAAGUGGAUUUAAUAGAUUAGACUGAGUGUGGUAAGAUUAGUUAUGGUCAUUAAACGAAAUAUUUAUGUAAA
Messenger RNA from Trichoplusia ni (cabbage looper), 2113 nucleotides. It is a transcript of the gene Ttc26, whose product is annotated as intraflagellar transport protein 56. Gene Ontology annotation, cellular component: ciliary basal body; ciliary base; intraciliary transport particle B. The transcript has 13 exons. Lineage: Eukaryota; Metazoa; Arthropoda; Insecta; Lepidoptera; Noctuidae. The record is from RefSeq and is a predicted model, not a curated record. Gene Ontology annotation, biological process: intraciliary anterograde transport; intraciliary transport involved in cilium assembly. Gene Ontology annotation, molecular function: protein binding; intraciliary transport particle B binding. Bases 124 to 1851 code for a protein of 575 amino acids.